Penaeus vannamei (Pacific white shrimp) is the source of this 5469-nucleotide messenger RNA. RefSeq lists its product as uncharacterized. Lineage: Eukaryota; Metazoa; Arthropoda; Malacostraca; Decapoda; Penaeidae. Gene Ontology annotation, biological process: engulfment of apoptotic cell; phosphatidylserine exposure on apoptotic cell surface; apoptotic process involved in development. Gene Ontology annotation, cellular component: plasma membrane. The record is from RefSeq and is a predicted model, not a curated record.
ACGGCUGUGAUGGCGUGAUGGCGGGCAGUUCAGAUGAAGGAGACACUCGGGGAGACUACUUCCGUCCUCUCCCUCGCACGGAUGGAAGAACUGUGACCCCCAAAAUGCCCACUUUUACCUAUUUCGACGCCGGCUUUUUGCUGGUGUCUAUGGCGACGUUCGCGGUGGAUGUUGGGACAGAUUUAAACUUAGUAAUAAGAUACUUCCUCGAGGGUUCGGUAAUAUGGGCUGGCCUCACCCUGGCAUUGGUGCUGGUGCCAGCUGUUGUGGUAAUGAUCAUGUCCAUGAAGUGGCACUAUGUUGAGGCUGAGGCUGAGGCCGAGUACGCUGCAAACGAGGCUGAACAAACCUCUGACAGUGAGAAGAAACCAGUGAAGACCCCCUCUGUCUCCAAGUUAUGCUGGCUUGCUCACAUCUGCCUUUGGGGUAUUUUGCACAGGUACAUUCUCCUGUUUAAGUCUGGCAUAAGAGCACAGAGAACCAAAGACACUGAAGACUUCAGAGACAUGUACCGGCAGCAGAGUGAUGUGUGCAUGUUGCGUCUGUUUGAAUCCUUCCUGGAAUCGGCACCACAGCUCGUCCUGCAGCUAUAUAUCAUGAUGUCGCACCAUGAUUACAGUGCCUGGACAGCCAUUACUGCUUUGUCCUCAAUGGCCUCCCUUGGAUGGGGCAUUGCAGCCUAUACCAAAGCCAUGCGGAACACCCUGCCAGCCAAGCACAAGAUGACUGUAUCUGGGCUUGUUCUGCAGACCUUCUGGCGAAUGGGCAUGAUUGCUGCCAGGGUGGCUGCGCUUGCACUUGUUGCUACUGUCCUUAAUGAGUGGCUCCUUGUGAUCAUGGGUGCACACUUGUUGGUGAUGUUCAUCUGGGUUGUCAAGCAGAAGGCAGAGUAUGGGGUUUCAACUUUAGAGAAAAUGAUCUUCAACUUCAUUAUGGCUGUCAUCUGUUGCUUUUGCUUUUUCAACUUAAAGGAUGGAAGGUCUCGGUGGCGUAUGCUGGCCUUUUACACAGUCACAGUGGCAGAGAACACAGCAUUCACCCUCUACUAUUUCUUCAUGAGUGACCACCAGCAGGUCUUGCGGUUAGCUGCCCUUGGUCUGGUCUUUGGGGGCAUGGCUCUUGGUCUUCUUUGUUUAGUCAUAUACUACCGGUUCUUUCACCCUAUUGGACCCAUCAGGAUGUUCAUAAAAGAUGAGCCAGGUGAACUAGAAAAGGGGGGGAAGGAGGCAGACAAUAGCCACACACUAGAUUCCAAUGCUAACAGCACCUUCAGAGAAUCAACCAGAAGAAACAUUAAAUAUAUGUAUGCUACAGCAACACAAAAGACAGUCAAAUGCAUCCUGUCAGCCCCAGGAGUGAGCCUAGAGAGUUCCCCAGCAUCCUCUGCAUCACAGUCCUCAGCCUCCCCGCCUCUGGUGUCCCAUAUGCAGCGCCCUGUGGAGAUGAUGUGCUCUGUGCAAGAUCUUUUGGCCAAUGUGUCUUGCACCAGUGAGAUGCAAGUUGCUGAGGUGGUUGAGGAAGGCACUUCUCAGAGCCAGAGUGAGGUACCUGAGGAGAAGAAGAACUCUGAGGAGAGUCCAGUGGUAGUGGAAGCAAGUCCGAGCUCCCUGGAGAGGACAGUGACAAGGGAGUUGGAGUACCGGCUCUCUCAGUCUGAUUUCCGGAGUCUAUGCAGUGCAGGGGAGCAGAGUCCCGGCACAACAGAAACAAGUUUACCACAAGAGUCUAAUCAGCUGUGUAUCAAAAGUGUCAAUAGUGGUGCAGCUAUCGGUGAAUCAGUCCAUUCUAGUCCCAACAGUGUGGGUAUUCCCCAAAAAUCAAAAACAACAAGUCAGACAAGUGUCAGAAGUGGGUUGCUGUCAGGCAGUCAACACAGUGGCUCAAGUAUAUUAAGAACAAGUGUGAGAAAAAGAGAUGCAACAAACUCAGAGACUGAUGUGAGACUAACGUCACUACCUCACAUCACAACUAGUACAAUUAACCUUACCUCAAAGUCACAGGAAAUGGAGCUAGAUCAUAGUGAGGCUCAGCUCUCCAAGGCCCCUGUGCCCAAUGUAGAGCUUGCAGUUAUUGAUCGAAUGCACAUCAUUGAAAUGGAAUCUUCAGGAACCAGCUCAGAGAACCAGUCAGAUUACGAAAACAUAUAUGAGGGACAAGAUGCCAGGCGAAACCUACCUCCAAAGCCUGCUAACCUUGUCAUUGCACAGAAUCUUAAUGAAACACAGUCAACACAGGCCUCUGUGCCACAUGACUAUGAAAACAUCUGUGCCGUCAACAUUAACAGGGCAAUGUGGGGUCUUCGUCACUGGAAAACCUACUCAGACAUUGAGGACAGGAUUCAUGACGACAGUACAUAUAAGGAGAGACUUAAGGCAUUGGACAGCACUUUAAUGUCUAGUUUCCACUCUGACUAUAGUUCUGUCAGAGGUUUACAGGCAUUGAGAUCAAACAGUGUUAUUGAUGAUUCCGAGUCCGUUUUGUCAAGAUCACUGCCCGAUUUGAGCACCCUUCGCCUGGAAACCUGUCUGGAAGAGACUGAGGAAGAGGAGGAGGAGAGAGAAGCAGAAGGAGAAGGUGAUAAGGAAGUGAAGAAUGAGAUAGAAGCUGAUAAUAAGCAGGUCUCAGACGAAGCAAAGGAUGACAGCAGGCUCAUGGCAGUGCUGAAUCAGCUUCGAGCAAAUAAAGCCAUGAACAAAUCCAGCUCUGUGGACAACAUUCCCAAUUAUGAGACUAUUUGGGUUGGAGAUGUUGCAAAGCCAGACACCUCUAAUACGUCAUCACAGAUGAGUUCCCUCACAAGCAAGUCUUCCUUAGUAGUCACCAUUGGUGAUGUUCGGGCCAAGGAAUCUCUCUGCAAUCUGUAUUACUCCACAAUGUCUGACCUUUCAUUCAGAUAUUAUAGUGAGAGAAUGAGAAAGAACAGCUCUUCUGGUUCACUUGCUUCCAAGCGAAGCACACGUGAUACCUCAAGGGAAAUGAUGAGAGCCAUUUCAGUCCCAGACAACAAGACCUUAUUGGAGGUGAGUCAGCUGAUAGAGGAGCAAAAGAAGAGGGAAGAAGAGGAAGCCAAGCAGACCAGCAAUCAAGGAGGAGCCACAGCAGCUACGCCAUGCACACCUCGCCCAUUGAAGUUUGGCCCAGGAGCUACCCCAGUCCGGUCAGACCCAUCCAACAACAGACCAAGGAGAAAGUUCUCUAUGUUACGUGAAAGGUUUGAGAACCCCAACUGGACGCCUCUGCGUUCUCCCAUGAAAAGAGGUCCCUCAACCCAGAGAAGAAAUUCCUUCCAAGACAGGACUGCAAAGGCACUCCAGGCAGGCAUGAAGGUUUUCAGGAGGCCUCGAGUCCAUGUCAUUACACCAAAGAAAGGGGAGGACAAGAUGGACACUCCUCGUCUCAAGAGUCCUUUCAAAUCUAGGAAUGUAACACCUUCCAACACCUUGGGCUUGAAGACUGGUCCAGAACCCCUCAGCACAGAAACAGCUCUGAAGACGAGGUUGUUGGAAAGUGAGGGGGCAACAGCCAUCCAUAAAACUCCUCAUAUCAAGACUCCUGCUGACAACAGGCUCACCAAAAGAACACCAAAGACCAGCACUCCUGAAAACAAGCAACCCCUGGUCAAGAAGACCCCAGUUCCUAUUAAAGGAGCCAAGAAGUUGACUGAAGGCCCUAAGACAAGCACACCUGAAGGAAACAAGCAGCUACCCCAGAUAAGCAUCCUCAGUGCUGUGUCCAGUGUUGUGCCAUCACCAGAAAGUGUGCUUAAGUUCAACCUUUCUGACCAUCAACAAAGAAUCCCCUUGUCAGAAAAUGUCCACCAAAUACGCACGAGCUCCAAGUCCCUGGCCAUGCCAGCCAUAAAGGAAGCUGAAUACAUUCCAAGUGUUCUCUUGCCAAAACCAUUUUAUGGAUCACUUCAGUCAGGAGUUGCCCAUGGUAGCCAGGGUCUUGCACUGAAGCCUACCAGGAUUAUCACAAGUGACGAGAACAGCCAAGACAUCCGGAGUCGUCCCUCCAGCAGUGGUCUUGCUUCCUCUCAGAGUGUCCUUAGCCUGAAGGCAAAGCAGGCCUCCCCUCUGGCCGAUGGUGGUAGCAGGCUUAACCAAAACCAGGCUAUGUUCUCAGGCAUCCUGGGUCUGCCUCCCUACCAGCAAGAGCCCUGCAGGCCAGCCAUCAUUAGUGUGACGGAGAGCACUGAAAACCCCAGCGGCCAGCAAAACAUUUCAAUCAGCCGCAUUGUGCUAUCCUCCCCACAAUCACCCAAUUUCAACAUGCAAAAGUCAACCUUAUCACCAACUUCAAAGAUAUUUUCUAGAAGAAUAUAAAAGGUUUCAGGUCCAUAGCAGUUGAUACAGUAUUUAAUGAUUUUGCUUUUAUUUAUUUUUUCCUCAAGAGGAUAUUCAGACACGUAAUGAGAUACACAUUAUUUCACUUAUGAUGUGUUGCUAUAUUCAUAAUGUUCAUGUUUCUUAAAUGCUAACUUAGGGGUAAUAAUUGAUAGGCUAGAGAUGUAUAUAGAAACUGACAUAGAACAUUUAAGUUGCAGCAACUACCUUCAUUCACAAUUUUCUUUUUUUCAUAUUUCAUUGUUGAUGUUAAACUUGCAUGUUGAAGAGAUAAUUAUUAUGAUUUUUCUUCUUGAAAAACUAAUUAAUUCUUAUAUCUGCUAUAAUUUUUUUGGAAUAAGAAAGCAACAUGGAAAUAUUACCAUUAUUUUAGAAGUAUAUACAUCUUUUGUGUUUCAUAAAGAUUUUUUGUUUUUGGAGGCUGUACUUUUUUUAGUCUUUACUGGCCUUAACCUUUGUUGUAUCAAUGUCGGCACACAUUCCUUAACUCUUAAGGUAUCUUCAUAAACUCAUUGCAUUUAAUCCCACAGAUUCCUUUUACUCAUUUUAAUGCAUGUGUGAUUGGUACUUCAUCCUUUGAAUAUCAUUGUGUUUGUCACCAUACAUUUAGUUAACAAUGAUGAAAGACAACAAAGCUUUAGCGACAUAUGUACUGGUAAUUCAUCAUCAUAAGUUUGUAUGCCUGUAUGCAUAAUUUCCCCCAUAACCUUUCCUUCUCUCCCCUUUUUUUGGCUCUUUGUAUAUAAAUGACCUGAUUACCAAAAAAUUAAAGGGGAAGGGAAACAGUAUAAAGAGGAUAAUGUAUGGUUUACUCUCCCCUUAAGUUCUCAUAACCAUAUAAUGUUUGUUUGUUUUUUCUCUCUCUCAAAUAAUAACUUGAGAGAUGGUACCAAACUCAACAGAACCAAAGUGAAUGAAAGAGUUGGAAAAAAUGGUUUCAGCAUUGACAUUCCAUAAUGCUGUGUGUUUGUUGCCCUGUGGAAUAUGAUGGUGUAUAGUGUGUUCUGAAAGUGGAAGCGAGACUCUGUAAAUUGUAGAAUGACUGGGUGUACAUGUCAAAAGUCAUUUUUAUAUAUUGUGAUAUUAUAUUCCAAAUAUAUUUACAUAUAUUUACUUAUUAAAA